Molecule: messenger RNA, 2426 nt
Organism: Cervus elaphus (red deer)
Lineage: Eukaryota; Metazoa; Chordata; Mammalia; Artiodactyla; Cervidae
Gene: KCTD15
Product: potassium channel tetramerization domain containing 15
Exons: 7
Coding region: 176-1027 (283 amino acids)
Biological process (GO): protein homooligomerization
Molecular function (GO): protein binding
Source: RefSeq, a predicted model, not a curated record
CGGGGGGCGGGGGCUGCGCCCGAGCCCGAUCCGCCGCUCCGGCUCCGAGCAGUGGUGUCGGGGAAAGGGUCCUUGUCCAGCACAGAUGCGUUUGUCGGAGGGAGCAGUGGAGGUUCGCGUCAAGGCGUACAGCCUGGGGCUUCCAAUGAUGUUCUGGGCAGCGAUGGAAGCCUAGAUGCCUCACCGCAAGGAGCGGCCGAGCGGGUCCUCGCUUCACGCCCACGGCAGCACCGGCACGGCGGAGGGAGGAAGCAUGUCUCGGUUGUCUCUUACCCGGUCGCCUGUGUCUCCCCUGGCCGCCCAGGGGAUCCCGCUGCCAGCCCAGCUCACGAAGUCCAAUGCGCCUGUGCACAUCGACGUGGGCGGCCACAUGUACACCAGCAGCCUGGCCACACUCACCAAGUACCCAGACUCCAGAAUAAGCCGCCUCUUCAAUGGCACCGAGCCGAUUGUCCUGGACAGUUUGAAGCAACACUAUUUCAUCGACCGGGAUGGGGAGAUUUUCCGCUACGUCCUGAGCUUCCUGCGGACGUCCAAACUGCUGCUUCCUGAUGACUUCAAGGACUUCAGCCUACUGUACGAGGAGGCGCGCUACUACCAGCUGCAGCCCAUGGUGCGCGAGCUGGAGCGCUGGCAGCAGGAGCAGGAGCAGCGGCGCCGCAGCCGGGCCUGCGACUGCCUGGUGGUGCGCGUCACGCCGGACCUGGGCGAGCGGAUCGCGCUCAGCGGCGAGAAGGCCCUCAUCGAGGAGGUCUUCCCCGAGACCGGGGACGUCAUGUGCAACUCGGUCAACGCUGGUUGGAACCAGGACCCCACGCACGUCAUCCGCUUCCCGCUCAACGGCUACUGCCGGCUCAACUCGGUGCAGGUCCUGGAGAGGCUCUUCCAGAGGGGUUUCAGCGUGGCCGCAUCCUGCGGGGGGGGCGUGGACUCCUCCCAGUUCAGCGAGUAUGUGCUUUGCCGUGAGGAGCGGCGACCACAGCCCACCCCCACUGCUGUCCGAAUAAAGCAGGAGCCCCUGGACUAGGCCCUGCCUCAGUGUCUACCUGAGGCCCCUUGGCCCUAGGGACACCCCCAGGGACCUGGGAACAGCACUGGGGAGUUCUGCCUACGCCUGCUUAGUGGUGGGCAUGAGACUGAGGGUGGGGCCGGAGGGUCCAGAGCCCGCCUGGGGAGCCCCAAGGCCCGGGGCGUCAUGACAACAGAACGUGGGAUGCUGGAGGCAUGCCCACCAGAGGACCGUGGAUGUGACCCAAAGAUGCCGAGGUGGGAACUCCGCCGCCAGUCGUCUGCGCCCCUCGGCUCCCAGCCUGGUACAGCACCCUGGAGGCUCUGCACGUGCCGAGGCGGGGUCAGCAGAGGCCGCCCCGGUCCACUCCAGAGGAGCGGUCCGUCUUUCUCCACGCGGCAGACUCCAGUGGGUCUCCUUGCGUCAGAGAUGGCUUAUUUUUCUACAGUAUUUAAGACGGAAGUAACUGUCAGUGCACAAGUCACAGAGGCCUACAAGGACCCCUGCUUCUUCAUCUGGUGCUCAGAUCAGUGGGACGGGGCGGCACGGCCGCGUGGGGGGUGGUGGCAGAGCUGCGGGACCCUCUGCCCGGGUUCCUGCAGAACAGGGCUUGGAGACCCCUGGUCCCUGCUCUAGGGAUGGAGGGCCCCCAAGGCAGUGCCAACGGGGCUGAAACACGGCCCCCACGGGGUGGGCUCACUGGGAGGAGGGUGGUACAGGCGUGAGGGAGGGACCACUCUGGGACCUUUCGAGACCCUGUCUUUGCUGCCGCUUGGGGCACAGGCCACACUUGAGUGUCACUUGACCUGCCCAUGCCCGGGGGCUUUGGUUCCCAUCUGUGUGUGCCCACGCGGGCUCCGAGAGAAGUCACUCCCCAUCGGGAUCAGCACCGGGGCCACACUGCAUCCUUACCUCAGGAAUGGGCCCCACGGUGAAGGAGCCCAUCUGUCAGCAGCAUCCUCUGGGUCCCCAGCUCAGGAAGCCGUCCCCCACUCUGAUUUUCCCACACUCACCUGCAUACUGAAUUUUUAAUUAAACUGUGGUUACACUAGUCUGCCAGUAAGGCCCAGAGAGUCAGACCUUGGGUUCUUGGCCCCAGAUUCCAAUGAGGACUGCCCGCUAGAGUCCUCGCAGACCUGCUGCCUCCCAGACGACAGGCCCAAAGAUGGAUACCCCCUGUCUUGUCACACUUCCCCUCCCCUCCCCUCCCCAGAUGACUCUUCCCCAGGGGGUGGAGAGACUGCAGAGAACUGCUGGGCGGGUGGGGCGUCCCGGCCGGCCCCGCCCCUUGUACGAUGCCCGUAGACUUGUAUAUGACUCCUUUAAUAUUGUAAAGAUGCUAAUGUACAAUUGUCGUGUGUUUGUGCAAACACAUUAUGUUUCUAGUUCAUGCCAUAAAUGAUGCUAUAAAGCGAAA